AUGAUGGGCACGUCUAUCAUCAGUCUCAGAGAAGAUCAUGGAAAAACCUCACUGGCGAUUUUGGAAAUACAAACUAAAACCACACCAAAUGAACACAAACCCUGCUGGCCAGAACUCCAGGUGACACAAUUAUCUUGUAAACGAUGUGGCAUUCUUCAAAGAAACUGGGUGUGUGCGUCAGCUAGCCAUUGCCGCAUAACAAACCACCCCCAUACUAGGCAGCUUCAAACAACAACAAUCACUCCUUUCACUCAGGAAUCUGCUACUUGUGAGAGAUUUCAGCAGCACUGCUCCUUGCUGCACCCCUGGUGCCUCCUGGAACAUCCAGCACCUGUGUGCCGGACAAGCUGGCUCCUGCUGUGGGCUGACCGCCUGGGGGAACGCCCUCAGGGGAGGGUGGCCAGGUUCCAAGAGCAAGAGUCCCGAGAGAACCAGGUGGCCCCGUAUCACUUUUCAGACGUCAUGUAG
Rangifer tarandus platyrhynchus (Svalbard reindeer) is the source of this 468-nucleotide messenger RNA. Lineage: Eukaryota; Metazoa; Chordata; Mammalia; Artiodactyla; Cervidae. The record is from the annotation of a GenBank genome assembly.